Lagopus leucura (white-tailed ptarmigan) is the source of this 1682-nucleotide messenger RNA. RefSeq names its product signal sequence receptor subunit 1 (gene SSR1). The coding region runs from base 27 to 1046 and encodes 339 amino acids. The transcript is spliced from 10 exons. The record is from RefSeq and is a predicted model, not a curated record. Lineage: Eukaryota; Metazoa; Chordata; Aves; Galliformes; Phasianidae. Gene Ontology annotation, cellular component: endoplasmic reticulum; endoplasmic reticulum membrane.
CGCGGGGCUGCCGGCCUGCCGCCGCCAUGAGGAGCGCGCCGCGCCUGCUGCUGCUCGCCCUGCUCGUCUUUCCCGCCGCCCUGCUGCUCCGGGGCAGCGGCGCAGGUUCAGGCUUAUUAGCUGCAGCUCAGGAUGCUACAGAAGAUGAGGAAGCUGUGGAAGAUACUGUAGUUGAAGAUGAAGAUGAUGAAGCUGAAGUUGAAGAAGAUGAGCCUACAGACUUGACAGAAGAAAAAGAGGAAGAAGACUUGUCAGGAGAACCUAAGGCCUCACCUAGUGCUGAUACAACAAUAUUAUUUGUCAAAGGUGAAGAUUUUCCAGCAAACAACAUUGUGAAAUUCCUGGUAGGCUUCACCAAUAAGGGUACAGAAGACUUCAUUGUUGAGUCUCUUGAUGCUUCGUUCCGGUACCCUCAAGACUACCAGUUUUAUAUCCAGAACUUCACAGCUCUCCCCCUCAAUACAGUAGUUCCGCCACAGAGACAAGCAACAUUUGAGUACUCUUUCAUCCCUGCUGAGCCUAUGGGGGGCCGUCCUUUUGGAUUAGUUAUCAAUCUCAACUACAGAGAUGCAAAUGGUAAUAUGUUUCAAGAUGCUGUCUUCAAUCAAACGGUUACAAUUAUUGAAAAAGAAGAUGGAUUGGAUGGAGAAACGAUCUUCAUGUACAUGUUCCUUGCUGGACUUGGUCUCCUUGUUAUUGUUGGCCUACAUCAGUUACUAGAAUCUAGGAAGAGAAAAAGACCAGUACAGAAAGUUGAAAUGGGAACAUCGAAUCAGAACGAUGUUGAUAUGAGCUGGAUUCCCCAGGAAACUUUAAAUCAAAUAAUGCAAAGUAGAAGAGAUAAAGCUUCACCAAGGAGGUUGCCCCGCAAGAGGGCACAGAAGAGAUCAGUGGGCUCUGAUGAACUCAUCCCACCAGGAGUUAAGGAGACGCAGGUUCUCAGCUGCCCUGUACUCCAGAACUGGAUAUGCGACUCGGAUGAUUCUUUGCCUCACCGUCCUGUGAAAUGCACUUUAUUUAUACGAAAUCAUAUAAAAUGUAGCUAAGGCAGCUCCAACGUGCUACAACAAAGGAUUUAUCUUCUUUGGACAAUUGCAUGUGGCUUCCCUGUACAUCCUGAAGACUUCACAGCCGUACACAUUUACGCAAAACCAAAACCAGGAUGGCAAAAACCUCCUUCAUUUGCACAGAGAAGAUCCCAGCACCUCUCCAUCACCGUGCCAUGCUGUUGGGACACACAGGUGUGGCUGCAGCUAACAGAAGGCCAUGCCACUGGAGCCAGCACCUGCAUGGGAUAAUCAGCUCCAACGCGGUCUCUUCUGUUUCCAAUUGCUAUUUUAAGAAGAUGCCCUCAAAGCAGAGCACCAUUUCAAAGGGUUUUGGCUUCCAGAGAGUAGAACAGCAAAUGCAUGUGGUUGCCAAAGUGCUGCCUCUGGCUUAGUCCAAGCGAGGGAAGAGAAACAGCAAUGCUGCUCUGCGGGGCACCUCUGCUUCACACGCUGUCCUCCAGCUCAAAACCAAGCGCCAACAAACCCACAAGAAGAGCCACGUCCAUUUUGGAACCUCUAAUUUUUAAAUAUAACAUUUUAUUGCUUAGAUGGUUUGAUACAGAACAACUUUUAUUUUGAAUUUGGAAGUACUGUACAACUGAAUAAAAAGAGGAAUAAAAGUACCAAAACAAA